UCGUAUUCCAGUAAUUCCCAGGUGGAAAUGCAGGCAGGAUAGCCGGUGUGGUUAAGUCAAGCGACUGGGUAAAGGUUGGAUCGUCUUAUGCGAGGGGUAUGAAUCUCAGGCAAGCUCUCCACUUGCAGCUGGUCGAAGAGGGGUGGAUGCUGAUGCUGAUGCUGGUAGCGGUGCAGUGCAGCUCGGGUCCUGGGGAUUCCGUUCUAAGUGGUUUAAUACCGCAAGGUGUCUUACACUGGCCUCGAAGUGUGCUCGGCGUGGGAUCGAUCGCUACGGUGACUGGCAAGUUUGGUCGACACGACGACAAGUUUGAAUGAUUGCGGUAGAGGCGUUGGGUGAGGCAGACAACAGAACAAAGAAUAGAGAGAAAUAGGGGACGUCGGUGCUGCAGAGCAAGUUGUGGAGGGAAUGAGCGGCCUACAAGUACAUCA
Colletotrichum phormii is the source of this 431-nucleotide messenger RNA. RefSeq lists its product as uncharacterized. Bases 99 to 317 code for a protein of 72 amino acids. The record is from RefSeq and is a predicted model, not a curated record. Lineage: Eukaryota; Fungi; Ascomycota; Sordariomycetes; Glomerellales; Glomerellaceae. The transcript has a single exon.